UCUGAGUCAGGAACAGAGCGUUACGUUUAGAGCUGUUUUUAUUCUUCGUAAUUAUUUUUUCUUUCAGUGUGUUUAUUUCCGUUUAGUUAAAUUUGUAUAACAAGUCAAACUUUAUUCAAAGACUCCGUAAAUAAAGUAAAAAAAAUGGGUCGCUUGACUCUGGAAUUCUGGGAAUUGAAGUCUUUCUGCAGGAACAACAUGUGGAGAGGUUUCACCUUCAACUAGCUAGCCUGUCUGUCCGAUCUCAGUCAUGUCUUUUUGCUUUAACUUCGACAUUUCAGCGCAAACAAACUUACCUGCAGAAGUUAGUGGAGAUAAUUCAAAAAGCGAAGAAAAGGAGGGAGAUCAGAAAUAUGCAGAAGUUGAAGAUAAAUCAUCAGCCGGUCCAGUGAAAGAGGCCAAAGAGCACCUUCCUCCAUUGGACCCCCAGUUCCUCCUUACAGAUGCUGUCUUUGAAACCGUUACCAUUGGAACCCUUCCUCCUCUGCACUUCCUCAAUGAGACCGUUUUCGAGAGGACGGCCUCCGAAAGAGAGGACGUGGAGAAAAUCCUCUCUUGCAGGGAGGAGAAGAACUCUGAUCUCAUCUCUGGUGUGUACGAAGGAGGUCUGAAAGUGUGGGAGUGCACUUAUGACAUCCUGGAGCUGAUAGAGAAAGAGGGAGAGACAUUCAGGGGAAAGGCAGUGUUGGAUUUGGGUUGUGGAGCGGGACUUCUGGGAAUAUUGGCCCUAAAGAGAGGAGCCAGGAUGGUCCUCUUUCAAGAUUACAACAGCACAGUCAUUGAACAGCUCACAGUGCCAAAUGUGUUCCUGAACUGCCAAGAGGAUGAUGAGGUAGAAAGUGAUGGUGAGAAAAAGGGGAAGGGCAAGGGAAAAAAACAAGAAGAAGACGGUUGUGCAGAGAAAGGGAAAGAUGACUCAAAUGCUAACAGCCCACCUCCUAAGAAAAGAGUAACAGAUCUAUCCAAACACUCGUUAUUGGAGAAAUGCCAUUUUUACUCUGGAGACUGGAGGACGUUUCUUCCUUUGGUUCUAAAGAGGAAGCCACAGCCCAAAUUUGACAUUAUAUUCACCUCAGAGACAAUCUACAACACUUGCUACUACCCUGCCCUGCAUGAAACUCUUCACCAGCUUCUGGCACCCGGCGGCCUGGUAUACCUGGCUACCAAAUCCCACUACUUUGGUGUUGGCGGCGGCCUACAUCUGUUUGAGACGUUCGUGGAGCAGAGGGGUGUUUUCUCCCUGAAUCACCUGUGGGAUGGGGCUGAAGGCCUGCAGAGACACGUAGUGGUGCUGCAAUUUAAAAAGCCCAAAGACCUCUGACCAGGAAAUGUCAGCUAUACACAAACUUGUUACAGAUGAUGAACCCUUGCAUGAGAAAUAUGUUAUAAGUUUGACUCAGUCACAUAUUUUGUGGCUGAUUUUCAGCCAGUAAUUUGGUAAAGCUGACGUGGAUAUCGAUUUCUCUCUGUGAUCCAUGAAAAAUAAAGAAAUAGACUCCCUUUUA
This is a messenger RNA of Cyprinodon tularosa, 1505 nucleotides long. RefSeq names its product methyltransferase like 18 (gene mettl18). The record is from RefSeq and is a predicted model, not a curated record. Gene Ontology annotation, molecular function: protein-L-histidine N-tele-methyltransferase activity. Gene Ontology annotation, biological process: peptidyl-histidine methylation, to form tele-methylhistidine. Lineage: Eukaryota; Metazoa; Chordata; Actinopteri; Cyprinodontiformes; Cyprinodontidae. The coding region runs from base 251 to 1321 and encodes 356 amino acids. The transcript is spliced from 2 exons.